This is a messenger RNA of Carassius gibelio (silver crucian carp), 3802 nucleotides long. Its product is annotated as sestrin-3. The transcript is spliced from 8 exons. Lineage: Eukaryota; Metazoa; Chordata; Actinopteri; Cypriniformes; Cyprinidae. Gene Ontology annotation, biological process: negative regulation of TORC1 signaling; cellular response to L-leucine; regulation of response to reactive oxygen species. Gene Ontology annotation, molecular function: L-leucine binding; oxidoreductase activity, acting on peroxide as acceptor. The record is from RefSeq and is a predicted model, not a curated record. Bases 134 to 1468 code for a protein of 444 amino acids. Gene Ontology annotation, cellular component: nucleus.
UUUUUCGCCCAGUGACACUGCAGCUCUAUGUCCGGGCAUGUAGAUCUCAUAGCGGCUCGGCCUUUGUUAGCGAGUCGCUGAGAAGAACCAAGAAAGCCAGAGGAGCCGCAUUCAUGCUCAUACAGAGAGGAAAAUGAUCAUCUGCACGAAAAACAUGGACUAUCGCCUUGGAACCCAGUGCCAGUUCGUUCAAAAUCAGGUGAUGGUGAACUCUGAGAAAGACCGUGCUUCUCUCUUGUGUAUGAAGGCUCUUGUCAACAGGGGGCGUCUGGACUCGGUGUCUCAGCAGAUGGCCUCUCACCCACAGUACCUGGAGAGUUUCCUGCGCACACAGCACUACAUCCUCUAUAUGGAUGGCCCAUUGCCCCUGCCCUACCGCCACUACAUUGCCAUCAUGGCUGCGGCUCGGCAUCACUGUAGGGACCUGGUGUCUCUGCACUCGGCUCAGUUUCUGCGUGUUGGCGGAGACCCGUUAUGGCUUCAGGGGUUAAAGGCUGCACCGCCGCGGCUACAGCACCUUGAUCAAAUCAACAAGGUCCUGGCCCAUCAGCCUUGGCUCACGGCUCGCUCUCACAUACAGGCCCUGCUCAAGACAGGAGAGCAGUGCUGGUCUCUGGCAGAGCUGGUUCAGGCCGUGGUUCUGCUGGCCCACUGUCACUCCCUCUGCAGUUUCGUUUUCGGUUCUGGUUCUGACUCUGACUCCACUCCCACUCUCAGAGUGCAUCAUGGCACACCUCCUGGCUACUGUCUCUGUGACGCUGCCAAUGGCAACACCACCUUUUCGCCACCCUCUACUGGACCCACAGAGAAGGUGCCACGGCGAAGGUCCUUAGACUCCAUCUGUGAAGUCGCUUACCUUCGAGAACAAAUUCAAAAAUCACAGGAGGAGAUCAGGGAAAGAAAAGGAGACCGACUCCAUUCGCAGACACUCCUACAUACAGAUGUGGAGGAGGAGGACGAGGCGAAGUUCUCCGCAGACCCCUCCCGCUUCGUCACAGACCCAGAAUUCGGCUACCAGGAAUUUGCCAGACGGGAGGAGGACCAUUUCCAAGUAUUCCGGGUGCAGGACUAUUCAUGGGAGGAUCACGGCUUCUCGUUGGUGAACAGGCUCUACUCUGAUAUAGGUCACUUGUUGGACGAGCGAUUCCGCAGUGUGGCCUCCCUCCCUUUCCCUCACAGCCCCGAUCUGAAACGAGCCAUCUGGAACUACAUUCAUUGUAUCUAUGGCAUCAGAUAUGAUGAUUACGAUUAUGGGGAAGUCAACCGGUUACUGGAUCGUGGUUUGAAACUUUAUAUUAAAGCUGUGGCCUGCUAUCCCGACUCCAGCAAGACCCCUCUAUGCCCACUGUCCUGGGCCACUGUCAAAGCUUCAGAGAAGGUUCAUAUAAAUUUGUUGGUGAUGGAGGCCCGUCUGCAGGCCGAGCUGCUGUACGCGCUCCGAGCCAUCACUCAAUACAUGAUCGCAUAGGACACGAACGUUCAGCGUCACAGAGGGACACGGUACAACGAAAGUCAAGGCAAAGAAAUACAAUCAGAGAUCCGUCUCUGUAUUUGUUGUCUCUGAGUUUAACCAGUGUGAUGUAAGGUACUGCUGUGAAACGUUUCUUUGCCAAAGGUGAAACUUUAGAAAAAAGAAAAAAGAAAAAAAACAACAGGUGCAAAGCAAUCGCUCUCACCCCUAAUGUCUUUUUGCAUGUUUCUCCUACUUCAUUUUGUUUCUGUAUUUGUCCUAUUGUGCGCAUACUCUUCUUUUUCUACCUUUUUUUUUUUUUUUUAGUAUCUUUAUAUCAGAUGGUUAAUGUGCAAUUAUUUUUAUUCAGUUGUGGUUGUUGUCAGUAAUAUUUUCCCGUUUGUUUGUUUUGUUUGUUUUCUGCUGUUGCUAUUCAACUGAGUGAGAGAAAAUGUGUACAACUGUCCAUUUCCAAAGUAUCCAGCUCUGGAAAGGUCAUCGCCAAUUUGAGUCACUGUUUACAGAAAAUAACGAGUGAUUGGACAAAGGCUUUUGCUUAACAUGGCUUCCAGAUAUUUCAUUUGAAUGUGGAAUAGUGAGAUCAGAGCAAAAUUUAACAAAGGGUAAGAGAAGGUUCAACAGCUGUAACUUUCUUUUAUAAAUGAGCACUUUUAAGUCAGUAUCUAUCUAUAGAAUAUCUCAAUAAGCUUUCGACUGUGGCUUCACAGCACGUCAUCAAGUACUGUUUUCACUCCGUUCAAUCUAAUCUAAUCAAUUAUUAGCUUUGAUGUUUUCCAAAAUCUUCCACACGCUCUUCUGUCUGCAUGGGUGCUGGAAGUCAUUCAAAUGGGUACAUUUAUAGGAUCCAUAUUUAUCAUCCGAUUCAUCUCAGUAGGCAUCUAAACUGCUAUACAAUGUGAAGAUCUAUAUUUGACGGGUUCAAAGAAGUAGAAUGGAAUCACUUUUUCAAAAAAAAAAAAAAUUGUGGUAGGGUUCUCAGUGUUUUUCAGUUACUUAGAGCUGACAGUCAGUUUUAUCUGCUCUACACAAACUGGCCAAAUCAACACCGCAUGUAUUUGAAUGACCAACUUGGAAAACAGUUAAAAUAUCAUUUAAAAGUAGGUCUUUAAUUUUGAAGGAAAUGGCCCACUGAAGUGAUUCUGAGAGGUCCGGCAUUUAGCGUUUAGGUUUAUGUUGUGCUGGCGUCUCCGGUGUAUCAGCAACAGUUAGGAUUUGUUUUAAAAUAUUUUACCGUGUAAAAAUUAAAAGUGAUGUAAGUGAGAAGGAGCUCGGAUGAGAAUAAGCUUAAAAUGUGAUUUUUAAUGUUGACGCGCUGGUAUAGAUCAAAUGAAGGACUUCUGAUAGAACUAUAUAAGAUGAGUAAAGGUUUGCGGUCAGCCUGUCGCUAUCCUUCCCAUACCUGACCUGCACAAAAUUAUCUUUUUUUUUUUUUUUUUGGUUUUGCACUGAACCUUUUGCACAAAACCCUACAAGUGUGGUUGCAACUGGCAGCUGUCAUUGUUACAAACUGCUUGAAGAGGCGGCGACGGCCGCUCUGAUGCCAUGAAUAUAUUCAAUGUCCAGUUUUAGGCCAAAUACCUGUACUGUGUUAAACUCUCAUCAGUCUGGUUAAAUCUAGUUGGCAGAAUGACUUGGGCAACACCUAUGGUUGGUUUUGUGUGUUUAUUUUUAAACAUUGCAUUACUUUUGUUCCUGUUUCAACUUGUUCCUUGUCUUGUCAUUUUGAGGGAGGGUUAUGAUGAUGAUGUCAGUUUUGCUCUUGUCUGAACUGUUUAGAAUAUAAACUAAGGCAUGUAAAUCAGCAGAAAUGUGUACAGGAGCCGCAGUCUGUGCUGGACGCACGGUGCCUUUUGACUGCUGAUGAGUCACGGCUCAUUGGUAAGUUGGAACUGGACUCAGAGCUAAGCCUCAUGCUACUGCAUUAAUUCAAGCUGAUAAUAGAUGAUGUUCAUUAUCUGGGCCUACCGACGGUUGUGGACAUCCGCAGAUGUUUGUCAGGAGCAGAAUAGGACUGCAGCACGGCCGUUCUACCUUAAGCAGGACUGUCUUAAAUGCUUGUUCUUCAAUGACGGUUUGCCACGUCCCUGAAAUGUGGACACUUCCAGACUGUCUCCAACACCUCAGCUGGAAGACGUUAAGGACUGUGCCUCGGCGGAGGAGACUGAAUGAGCAUGGCUAUUGCCAAAAUGUUUAUUUACCACGUAAAUGUAGGAACUAUAAAAAUUUAAACUGACCAAAAAAGAAAAAAAAAAAAACUUGAAAAAGAAAAAACAAGCAAAAAAAGUUUUGAAAUGUGAAAGCUUAUUUUUUCUAUAAAGAUAUGCAAUAUCA